This is a messenger RNA of Alosa sapidissima (American shad), 1957 nucleotides long. RefSeq lists its product as uncharacterized. The record is from RefSeq and is a predicted model, not a curated record. NCBI's taxonomy places the organism in Eukaryota, Metazoa, Chordata, Actinopteri, Clupeiformes, Clupeidae. The transcript is spliced from 9 exons. Bases 84 to 1442 code for a protein of 452 amino acids.
CACUUCAACACCUGACUCACCUGAACAGAACAUCAUCUCAUCUCACCCUAUCGAUUUAACAGGACAAACACUGACAGCAACUGAUGGACCUUUAUGUGCUCACUAUAUGUGCCCUGGCUGUGCAAGUCAAAUCAGGUGAUCAAAAAGAAAAUGUAGCAACAGGAAAACCAACAAGUCUCCAAUCCACUGAAUCCAGCCAUGCCUCUGACUUGGCUGUUGAUGGAGAUCCAGACACCUUCACUCUCAGCCAAGUGUCCAUCACUCCAAGCUGGAGGGUGGACCUGGAGAGGGUUUACAAUGUGGACGCUGUGAGCAUCACCAACAGGCCAGACUGCUGUCCAGAGAAGCUCAAUGGGGCUCAGAUCCACAUUGGCAGCUCCAAAAGUGGAAAUCCCAGGUGUGCUGUGGUCUCAGCAGUUCCUGUUGGGGGGACCUUCAGUUAUAGUUGUCAUGGGAUGCAGGGACGCUAUGUUAGUGUUUUCAUUCCGGGGGAGGGGAAGCAGCUGGCCUUGGCUGAAGUGCAGGUGUUUGGAAAACCUGCAGAAAAUGUAGCAAUAGGAAAACCAACAAGUCUCCUAUCCACUGAAUCCAGCCAUGCCUCUGACUUGGCUGUUGAUGGAGAUCUUAACACAUUCACUCUCAGCCAAGUGUACACCACUCCAGUCUGGAGGGUGGACCUGGAGAUGGUUCACAGGGUGGACACUGUGAGCAUCACCAACAGGCCAGACUGCUGUCCAGAGACACUCAAUGGGGCUCAGAUCCACAUUGGCAGCUCCCAAAUUGGGAAUCCCAGGUGUGCUGAGGUCUCAGUGGUUCCUGUUGGGGAGACCUAUAACUAUAGCUGUCAUGGGAUGGAGGGACGCUAUGUUAAUGUUUUCAUUAAUGGGGAGGGGAAGCAGCUGGCCUUGGCUGAGGUGCAGGUGUUUGGAAAACCUGCAGUCAUUCCCACACCAACUCCAGCACCCACCACUCCCACCAUCGCUCCCCCUCCCCCUCCUCCCCCCCUCACACUCCUGGUCAGUGGACGCACCGUGGUGCUGGUCCGUGAGCAGCUGAGCUGGUACGACGCCCUGCUCCACUGCCGGAGCCUCUACAGGGACCUGGCCAGCCUGCAUAGCCCAGAGAAGCAGCUGGAGGUGGGGGAGGCCCUGCUGCUCCGUGGAGCCAACACUGCCCACGUGUGGCUGGGGCUCCGGCGGAGGAUGCUCUCCAGCGUCUGGUACUGGAUGAACGGGGAGGAGAUGGACCACAGCAGCUGGGAAGGGGGGAGACCUCGGUACCACGAGAUCCCUGGCACCAGCGCCUGUGGAGCAGCAGCCAACAUGGUGCAGUUUCUGUGGAGCGACCGGCACUGCAAAGAGCAGCUCAACUUUCUCUGCUACACUGAUGAUGAUCCUGACUACAGCCCUGUGCAAUUCACCAUCACCUACGCAAGAAUAUGAAGCUUUCUGUUAUACUAUUUAUCAAUUACAAUUGCAAUCAUGUUACUCUGAUAUUACUUUUUGACUUAUCCUAGAAAUGUUUGUUGUGUUCAUUGCAAAUCAAAUAUAUUGUUAUGGUAUGCAGAAACAAAUGUACACAGUAACAAAACAUUUCAUGUAAAAUUGUAAGAUCGAUAUUAGAUUCAAAAUGCACAUUCUGGUCACUUUUAUGUAGCAAACUCAUAUAUCAAUGUAGUAUUUGUGCUGCCUGUAUAUGGGUGAAUAAGAAGAAUUAAAUUAAGUUAAUUAUGUUAAAUUAUGUUAACCAUUCGUAACAUUGCCUCUAGCAUUACAUUAACAUUUAUUUAUUCAGCAGAUGCUUUUUAUUUAAAGUGACUUAUCCAAAACAUAUGUCAAUUAUAUUACAAAGGCCAAUGUCCCUGGAGCAACUUAGGGUUAAGUGCCUUGCAGAAAGGCAACGUUGGAAGUCGAGAAUUGAACAUAUAACUUUUCAGGCUACUGCAUGCUAGCCCAGC